Messenger RNA from Antechinus flavipes (yellow-footed antechinus), 957 nucleotides. RefSeq names its product phospholipase A2, membrane associated-like. The transcript has 5 exons. Gene Ontology annotation, molecular function: calcium ion binding; phospholipid binding. Gene Ontology annotation, biological process: arachidonate secretion; negative regulation of T cell proliferation; phospholipid metabolic process. The record is from RefSeq and is a predicted model, not a curated record. Lineage: Eukaryota; Metazoa; Chordata; Mammalia; Dasyuromorphia; Dasyuridae. The coding region runs from base 65 to 499 and encodes 144 amino acids.
CAAUUAUACUCAAGAGCCCUGCAGUGGAUAGAUUUAACCAAGAAACAGCUGAAGGGACUUCAAAAUGAAGAUAGUCUUGCUGCUAGCUGUACUAAUGGCCUGUGGCUUAUUUGAGGUACAAGGGGACUUGCUACAAUUCCAAAACAUGAUUGGGAAGCUCACAGGAAAGAAUGCAUUGACUGACUAUGGCUUCUAUGGCUGCCACUGUGGCUUGGGAGGCAAAGGAACUCCCAAGGAUGCUACUGACAGAUGCUGUUCCACCCAUGAUUGCUGUUAUUUUAAGCUGGAGAAGAAAGGCUGCAAACCCAAAACACAGAACUACAACUACAAAUACCAGUCUGGAUCCAUUACCUGUGGGUCUGGGUCCAGUUGUCAGAAGGCCAUUUGUGCCUGUGAUAAAGCUGCUGCCUAUUGUAUGAAGAAAAACCUGAGGAGUUAUAAUGUGAAAUAUCGCAACUUCCCCAAUUUUCUGUGUAAAGGGAGUAAACCCCAAUGCUGAAGCUUCUUUUCCCCUUCCUCAACAAGAAUUGACAAGGAGCCUCCUAGACCCCCUAUUAUUUAGGGAUGACCCAUUCACUUUUGUCUAAAUUUCUUUAGCAAAUUAAAAAAGGGAAAUGAUGAGGUAUUGUGAAGUAGAUCUUCUGUUCAAGUGGACUUAACAAUUACAGUUCCAUCCCAGGUGGAGGUCUCUACAAAUCCCACCUUUACUUAUCCAAUCAGAAACCCAAGUUAUGAUUUCAAACUCCCGAGAUUGAACUUCCUCUAUAAAAGAUCUGUUCAUGGUGUAACUCCUUUUCAGCACUCUGUCUAACUUCAUAGUGUCUUCCCUUCAAUAUCUUUUUCCUCCUGGUUAACUGAGUUCCACUAAAGAAUUGUCUUUCCCCUUAAUUGUUAAAACCCUUUUCCUUGCUAACUACUGUAAGCUAUUCACAUAAUAAAAUGGCAAAACAUUUGUAA